Messenger RNA from Epinephelus lanceolatus (giant grouper), 13325 nucleotides. It is a transcript of the gene cep350, whose product is annotated as centrosomal protein 350. Gene Ontology annotation, biological process: microtubule anchoring. NCBI's taxonomy places the organism in Eukaryota, Metazoa, Chordata, Actinopteri, Perciformes, Serranidae. Gene Ontology annotation, molecular function: microtubule binding. The record is from RefSeq and is a predicted model, not a curated record. Gene Ontology annotation, cellular component: centrosome.
UUCACUGUUGGGAAACAUCAACAUAGUAACCCGGGAAAGGCGACCUCAGAGGCGGGUAGCGACAUUUCUUUCUAGGAAUCUCACAGCUGACCUGGAUAUUUGGUUACCUGGACAAACACCGAGACAAUAACAAUGGGUGCAUGUCGCUAGAAAAAGUUGCUAGCUUAGUUGGCACAACUGCUAGCUAACAUUGGUUUGCUAACGUUAGCUGGCUAACGCUAACGUUAGCAAACAGACAGCUGAACCAAACUGAGGAAGAAGUCUGGAGAAGUUAGGUUUUUCUUAUAAUGAGGACAUCGGCAUGAAUGUGGACAUCUAGACACGUUGGAUCGUUUCCCUAAAGGUGAAUGAGAGAGAUGAGGAGUAGCAGGAGGACUGAGGCGUCUCUUAAAAGCUCUGCUCAGCAGCUUACAGAUCACAAUAUUGGCACAGAGCUGACAACUACAUGGAAAAGCUUGUCUCAGUCCAAAGCUGCUUUGCGGCAUAUAGAAAACCGUUUAGAGGCAGUUCCAGGGACAGGGGUUCUCCUGGACUCUGUCAUGGACCCUCCCAAGAAGAAAUCCUCCAAGACAGUGCGCUGCAGGGAUGGACAACAAGCUGACGACAGUGGAAGGCCUUCAAAACGCAGAGGCCGAAGUCAGCAGAGUCCAGAAAAGAGCAGCUCACGCAGCCCAUUAAGAAAUACCACCCAGGACAGCAACGUCCGUAGGAACAACAGCGUGGAGUUCAGGGAACCACUGGCCUCUUACAGAGAGGCCACCCCUCCACCACGUCCCUCCUCUCAGCUGGAGGCCUACAGCCUGCAGUCAGUGCCAGGGUCUUCAUACCCAUCCUCUCCACCUCCCUCAGAUCCGCUGCUCAGCCAGCUGGUCUACCAGAGAGACACCAGGGACAAACAGACGGACAGGGACCUGGACAGCACACACUCCUCGGCUCUGGAGAGCACCGAGGUUCGCUACCUCAAUGACCAGCCAGCCCUGGACACCCUGAGGACUGUUGAAAACCAGUCACAACUCACAGGUGUAAGAGUCCCUGCAUUGGAGCGGGCUGAGGAGGAAAGCUCUCCAAAAGCACAAGUUGGCAUGGAAGGCCAGGAGUCGAACCCAUGUCUAGCUACAACCCCAGGCUCCGUACGCAGAGGGGAGAGCACUCCUUCAACCAGCCCUGGCUCAGCUUCCCAGCGGUUGGAGAACCUAAGGCGUCAUCAGCCUGAUGAUAAGCUGGAGAAGCUCAAAGAGCGUAUUCGAAGGCAGAGACAACAUUUGGAGGAGGCUGCGGAGAGAGAGAAGCUGCUGGGUUUUCUGGAACAGCCCGUUAUGGCAGCUGUGGGAAAUAGCAAUUCUGGUACUAGCAACAUGCCCACAGCCAAAAUACGGAAAGUAGCAGCGGCACCGCCUGCACCAAUAUACAGAGGUUUUAACAGUACUGAGACAAAGAUCCGCACACCUGAUGGGAAAGUUUGGAAGGAGGAGGAGUUUCACAACCUCAGCAGGGAAAUAUACAGAGACCUGUCACGACAAUUUGCUGAGAGCACUAGAUCCAGACAUCAACAGCAGAGGGAACAGAGAGCAGACAGGUCCAGAGAGAGGAGGCCUCCCAAACCAGUUAGGAAGGUGCACAGAGCUGCCCCUUCCUCUGAACUAAAUGCAAAACCAGUGAUUAGCCCUGCAUCAUGGCGGGAGGGCCAAAAGCUGGUAAAGAUGGUACUGGGUCCAGUUCCCAAGGUGCCCAGGGAGGAGGACAGACCACAGACAGCUGACAGACUGAGCAGAACAGCUUCCCGCCACCGUUCCAGUUCACAACCACGCUCACAAUCAAACCCACAGCCUCGCCCUAGCAGCACAGAAAGACCUCAUAGUGGAUUUCAGUCCAAAAGCCACACCACAGCCACAUCCACACCCUCAUCUGCAGAUCGGGAGAAGGCCCCAGUGGGUGUUAGCACGGACCUGUUGUCAGCAGACAUCCAGGGGAUACUUGAUGACCUUGAACUGGAGUGCAAAUCAGUUGAGAGGGAGGAGAGAGCCAGGCAAAGAUCCCGGGGUGGGAGCAGUGGCAGGAGAGGGAGAGGGGGAUCGGGGUCAUGUACAAGGACUCCAGUCUCUGUUUGGGGAACUGCUGCGGCAACAGGUAGCUCCUCAAGAGGCUGCCGAAGCGCCAGCCCCACCACACACCGAUCAGAGGCUGCUGACACGGGGCACAAGAAGCGACACUAUGAUGCAGACACUGUUCGCCAGUACAUUUCUAGGCAACAAGAGGAGAGGAAGAGGCGUCAAGCAGAAGAGAAGAGGGCACUGAGGGAGGAGGCAGAGAGGAGAAAUCAAAGAUUGCAGGAGCUCUACAGGAAGCAAAGAGAAGUGGCUAAAGCAGCGGCCCUUCCCAGCGAGGCACCUGUGGCCCCAGUGCAAAAGAGACUACAGGAGACCUACAACAAACUGCUGCUGGAGGAGGCACAGCUGGGCGAGGAGGCCACACAAACGCAACCUACUGCUCCUGCUAUUCAAAUGAGGCCGAUGUACCAGCCCUCAGGAGAGUCGGACAAAGAGAACAAAAGACUGGAGGUACCACAGAGCCCCUCGAGCAGUGAUAGGUCUUUAAAUGAACAGCCACCUCCUCCUUUAUCCAGGAAUGAUCUGGAUGUUGGAGUUUCCUCUUUGCUUCAGCCUGACCGUCUGAGCCCAGCUGUUCGACCUGCGACUGGUCCGAGCAGCAGUGCGCUAGCCCCUUUUGGUGAUCGUCUCCUCUCUCAGCUUCUCAGGCUGGAGACUGCAGCAGCAACUAGUGAUGUCAAGCACACCCAGCGGCCAGCCACAUCACCUUGCAACAGGCCGAGGUCCAAGAUGUCCCGCAUUGAGGCCAUCAAGGCCACAGCCGUGUCCCUCUCCAACCGUAUAGAGAGUGAGGCAAGGAAGCUUGCUGGAGAGGGGAUCAACUUUGGUACAGAAACUUCAAUGGAUGUUGAUACUAUCAGGCCCUCUCAAGUUAAUCUUGAUGAUGGAUGCUGGGCAAAUGCAGCUGCCACAGAAAAUGAAGAUGUAGCGUUGAGGAUCCAGAGGAUUUUGACUAGCACAGGUCAUAGUUCAUACAAUGGCACAGCGCUUCCAGGAGUAGGCAAUCUACACGCCCUCAGGGGACAGAAAGAGAAGAAGAGUACACACUGCAAUUUUAACAAUCCACAAACAACUUCUGCUGAUGUAACAGGGCCCAUUCUCAACAGGAGGGGCCUCGUCAACGGCUUGGAAAAGGUAGAGAGAACAGAUAGAAUGGAACAAAGGAGAGGAUAUGGAUUGAUGGAGGACCAGGAUAAGAAUCGGACAGAUCUCCAUGACUCAAGUGCUGGUUCCAUCAGUGAGGGUCCUCUUCUGAGUGAAGGGAGUUUUUCUGAGGAUGAGGCCAUCCUGCCUCACCCCUCCAAGAAUCAUGUACCUAGACUGGCAGAUCGCCUGGAGGCAGUGGAAUACUGUGCAGGUCAAAGAAGGGAUUAUCAGCGCUUGUCAGAGUUCCAGAGGGAGGCAGCAAGGUGCUCGGCCCUCAGCUCACCUUUUGCACAGCAAGAUGGCAGCAAAGCAGCCUGGGAGGAGCUGAACAAAGGAAGCCCUCUAAGCGUAAUCAACAUUUUUACUAAGAACCUUCACGACCACGUUAAAGCGAGUGAGAGGAACUCUCCCUCGGGCCAUUCUUUGCACUCUGGAAAUGGCCCUGUAGACGCAGCCGUCUAUGAAGAUGACUUUGUGUCGUCACAUAGCAGCGGAGCCAGUAGCCAGUUAAAGAGAGGCACAAAUUCACGCAGUGUGAACAGUCACUUUGAGGAGCUGAUGAGAAGGUCUCCUUAUGACAAAAGCACAGGAGGCAUAAACUCCCACCAUUCAUCCUUUCACUCAUCUAUUCACUCACCUCAUCUUUCCUCUGGUUCAACAUCUGGCUCCUCACCCUUCUCCAAGCACUCUAGCAGAAGAAGAGGCACAGCAUCAGACCAGAGUGAUGCUACUCUGGUGGAAGAGCAAAGGAGCUCCUGCUCACCUCCCUCUGAGGAGUUAUCCUCUGACUCCAGGAAGAGAGCUUCAGACAAAAGCUCUGCCCACAGCCAGGCCAAGAGUGUCCACUCUAAUGACACCAUAGGGGAAACAUCAGGGCUUUCUCACCAAAGUUUGGGACUCGACAGUAAGAGGUCCUCAGCAGCCAGGCCCAAACAGUCUUCUCUGUCAGGCUCUCCAUACUCUGGUUCUCCUCCAGGAGCAGACUCUCCCAGUGAGCUGGUGAGAAGUGGCUCUCUGGGGGCAAAUAAUGGAAACCCAGGCACCACAGGUCACAGUGGUAGAGCAGAGACCAAGACCACAGGUGAACUACAGUAUUCACCUGCCGUGUUGCAGCAGCGCAUGGCAGCAGAGCUUCAGUACCUGGAGUCCAUCGAGGAGUCAGUCCGACAGCUGGGCGACGUGGAGAGGGUGAUGGGUGUGUCGAUGGCACAGCAGGAGAGUGUGUCAUUGGCCCAGAUGCUCAAGGCCAGGCAGCAGAGUCAUGCGCGUGAACUCUAUGAGCUGAAGAUCAAGGCUGAAAGGGAAGCACUGGAGGCACAGCUGCAGCUGGAGGAAAACAGGCAGAGAGUGGCCAGGGCUCAUUUAGAACUGCAGGAAAACUUGGCUGCAAAUCAAAAAGAGACCUUGGAGGGCCUCCAGGAGGCAACUACGAAGAUGAUGAGUCAACAGGCUGAGGCAGCACGGUACACAGCCGACACUGCCCGACACAUCAAGGAGAUGACAGAAUUGGCGCGGUCGCAGGUAGCAGGAGCUCUGGCUGUCCCUCGUGAUGUUUCCGAUUCCUCCAUGUUGGACGAGCGGGAAGAAGAGCAGAGCUCCUAUUCAGAGCAGCGACAGGAAAAAAAUGACUCUGACAGCUUCCCUAGUGAGGUGUCAAGCAGACGGACCAGGACAGAGGAACCGCUGUCUUCCCUGAACAGCCUCAGUCACUCUGACUCUCUGUCCUUCAGAAGACCCAACCUCAGUUGUGCAGACUCCAGCAGCCACCAUAGCCCGUCACAUGUCUCCUCAGACCGCAGAGAACGGGCGAAAAAAGAAACAGCAGAGGGGAAACGGAGGAAAGGUGGAGCUGAAGAGAGGACGGACAAGGAAGCAGGCACCAGCUCCAUAGAGGAGGAAGUUCUUACAGCAGCAAAUGAUUCCCUCUGCAGUGACAGCGUCCCCUCUGUAGUGGAUGAGAAAGGAGACAGUACGUCAGUGGCAACAGAGUAUUCCCUGAAGUUUGAUGAGUCCAUGACAGAGGAUGAGAUAGAAGAGCGCUCCUUCCGCUCUCUGCUGCCGUCUGAGGCGCACCGCCGUGGAACUAUGGAGAAGAAGUCCCGCCACCAUGAAGAAUCAGAGGAUGAUGGAGCCAGUCACACCAUGACAUCAGUUUCAGGGGCACACAGUAUCUUAAAGUCUCAGGAUGCAAACAUGGCCUUUUCUGGCGGACAGGACAGCUUUUCCCAGUUCACCAUGGACAUGGUGCGUCAGUACAUGAAGGACGAGGAGGUAAGACUGCAGCACCAGAGCUCUCUGCUGCAUCUUCGCCAGAAAGCCCUCAAAGAGAAGACCAGAACUGAGCUUGCCUGGCUUGAGCACCAGAAAAAGAAGCUGAGGGACAAGGGAGAGGAUGACAAAAUGCCACCCAUCAGGAAGAAGCAGAGGGGCCUUCUGAUGAAGUUGCAACAAGAACAGGCUGAGAUCAAACGACUUCAGGAGGCCAACAAAGCAGCCAGGAAGGAAAGGCAGCUGCUGCUGAAGCAGCAGGAGGAGAUUGAGCGGAUGAGAAACUCUACAUUAAGACUGAAGGAGCGUCUCAAGUGUGCCGGGGGUGAAGCGCCACCUGAAACCCCUGUGUCAGAAACCCCUGUGUCUGAGGCAGCCUCCCCAGACAUGAGACAUGCUGAAGAUAUUCGCAGCCCCUCUCCCUCACUCUCCAUCUCUGGAAGUGAGACCAGCAGCAUCAUGCAGAAGCUGAAGAAGAUGCGCUGUCACAUGGAUGAGAAACACUGUUCCCCUGUCCACUACUUCUUCUCUGUGUUCACGGCCCACCACUGGGCCUCCCUCAGUGUCUGUCUUCCCAACCUCCACCCUAAAUUCCAGCUCUUUAUCUACAACCAGUUGGUCAGGUUCCUGACAAAGCGGGAGCAGCAGCUGAUGCAGAGGCGUCACCAUGCCGAGGAGCUGCUGCAGUGGAAACAGCGUCUCGACCAGGAAGAGGCAGAGGUCCGUAGGAUGGAAAAAGAGGCCCUGGCUGUGUGGGACAGACAAACGCCUCGGGACGGGGCAGAGAGUCAGGAAAAGGAGAUCUCAGACAUUAGCCCCAGCCCCAGUCAUCACCGAAGCUCAGAGCCCAGAACCGACAGUGAGAAAGAGUAUGUGAGUGAAGGCGACUGUUCCUCAGUAACGCCUGAGUCCAGCAUACACACAGAGGGACUGGGGUCCCAGCAGCCAGGAAGCCCAUCUCCAGUACAACCUGCGUCAGUCCCUGAAACGCCUUUGGCCUCCGUGCAGAGCAGCCCUGCAAAUUACACCCAGGACUUUAUGUCAGCUUCCCAGUCACCUGGCAGACAAUCUCUCCAGUCUCCAUUCAAAGGCAGCCACAGCCCUGCUGCCUCUCCUUCGGAUGGCAGCAGCAAAACCAAGAUGCAGCUUCGGUCCUCCUCCCGGACCCCCAACCAGGCCCGCACUCAGCCAGCUGAAUCCCCCCUGCCCACGCAGACUGAACCCAUUUCAGACCAGAGUGACAUAGAGAGUCGAAUCAAGGCCCUGAAAGAAGAGCUCCGAAAACGAAAGUUUAUGGCCUACCAGCUGAAGAAAGAGCAGAAGAAGAGGCACAAAGAGCGCCUGAAGGCACAGGAGGCCAGUUUGCUGAAACAGUUGGAGAGCUACAACAACUUCAUCGAGAAAACAAAGGCAGAACUGAACAAGGAGCCAGACUCGACAUCUGAUACGAAGGUUCAGAAUAAAGAUUCCACCUCAAUCGCAGAGCAGUCCAGUAUUAAAACACCUGCUCACAGGUUAGAAACCAGCAAAAUCUCUGACUCUGAAAGGACACAAAUUGAUGCUUCAUUAGAUCACAAUGCCCGUCCUGAACCUGAUCUCAGUAGAUCCACCUCAGUGCCUGAAGAAUUGUCUGAUGAUGACCCACCAACAGUCACUCCAACCCCAGUACAUGGCAGCCCAGAGUGUCCACCCUCAGGACACAGGAGCCGCCUGUCCACAGAGGGUCUUGUAAGACCUUCCUCUAAGGAAGCCAAGGCACAGAUAAUCGAGUCUGGUGAUGAAAACGUUCCGUCUUAUCAAAAAUCUGACAUUCAAGAAGAGCUGGAGGUGAAAGUGAGCUCCACAUCUGAGGAUCGACAUUCUGAACAUCUUUUCAAAUUAGAAAAGGAAGACAGACUUGACUCCCAAGAGAAGCUGUCUACAUCUAAACAGGUUUCUUCUUCCAUGAGUGAAGAACAUCGAUACUCCCCAUCUGUCAGCUUAGAACAAGAUAAACAAAUUAAGACAAGGGAAAUAUCUGAAGCUGAGGAAGCUGCAAAAUCUAACAUCAUCUCCUCUAAUAAGUCACAAUCAGCUGCAAUGGACCUCAAAACAUCACAACAUUUAAGCUAUAGUGCUGCAUCCAGCGACCAUUCCUGCUCCCCUGACUCGGUUGCCUUCUCUUCAAAGAACGAGGCACCCGUAAAGGAUGUCGAGGCCUCCUCUCCUGUAGCAGAUGGCUAUCAUGAUGACUUUGAGUCUUCAGUGGAUUCUUCACCCAGGGAGGAGCGUCAGAGUUCCAAGCCUGUCUCUCACAUCUCAGUGUCCCCUACUGAGAUCAAGGGCUCGAGAAAGGACUCACCUAGCAGAGCCACACCGUACGACAGCCAGGAUGAGGAGGUAGAGGAGGAAAUAGCUGAAGAACUGAGUCAUCAUUCGGGGACUAGUGGAGCUAGCCACCAGUCUGGGAGACUGCUGGAUCUUCAUAACCACACAGAAGACUCCAAACAUGACGGCAAGGAUAUUGUUAAUUCCAGCCACUCACCGCCCAUCUCUCCUUUGCACACCCCUCUCUCUCCUGUUAAAGAUGAAAUGCCAAGUUUUACCAUCGGAGAUCGUGUUCUUGUCGGCGGUGUUCAGCCCGGUACUCUGAGAUUCAAAGGUCCAACCAGCUUUGCUAAUGGCUUCUGGGCUGGCGUUGAGUUGGAUAAGUCUGAGGGGAGCAACAACGGCACUUAUGAUGGGGUGGUUUACUUUGAGUGUGAUGAGAGUCAUGGAAUCUUUGCUCCUCCAGACAAGAUCACACACCUGCCAGACAAGUAUGAGAUCUACACAGACACCACGGAGGAUGAGGAUUCAUUCUUUGAUGGUCUGUCAGAUAAAGGUGGAGAUAAACAUAAUACAGAUGAGCACAAAUCCCAGAAACAAGGAAAUCUACAGAGUGAAAAUGAACAAACAUCUAAUAAGGUCUUUGGGCCUGGAGAUAAAAAGGCAACAGAUGAGUCUGCUCACAAGCCUGGAUUACACCUCAAUUCACAGCAUUACAAGGAGUCCAAGCAUCCCAUUUCUAAUGGCAACAUAAUAUUAGACUUUGAAGAUGCACCAACCACCCUCCUCAUCUCUGACUUGGACACGGUUGGCCUUGGGAAGCAGAGUCAGAAGGAGAUUACUACACUUGUUGAGAACGAAGAAGACUCACAACCCCAGCGUAGUCUUGCUGCUCUUUCCACAGGUAUCAGGGAUGUUAAGAAAGAACAGACGGACAAAGACUUACUAGACACAUUUGCAGACAAGCUCCUCAACAACUUUGUGAAAGACACUUUAAAGCAGUUUGUUGAAAUUAAAAAGGCUAAAGAGCAGAAGAUAGAAGCUGCCAACCAGAUGAAUGGAGACCUAUUUGGUGAAAAUGUUGAAGAAGAAGAAUGGUUCUCUUCGCAAAAAGAUGAUCUGCCCUUCUUCCUACCUGCGGAAAAAGAGGAGCUGUCUUCUCCAGAGCUGUGUAACCGACCGGAGAGUCCAGUACUCGGUGCCAGUGGUCAGGAGGAGCUCGCCAAGCGACUUGCAGAGCUGGAACUGAGCCGUGAACUGCUGGAUGAGUUAGGUGAUGAUCAGGACUGGUUUGAUGAGGACUUUGGCCUCAGCUCCCGUAGAGAACAACAGAGACUCAAACAGAAACAGAGAGAGGAAGAGGAGGAGGCGAGGCUGGGGAGGUCUAGCUCACCAGCUGGAGCAUCCCUGACGGGGCUGGUCCCGUCAUCAGGUGGGGAACCGCAGGUAAAAACUCCACCUAGACCUGAGCUGCCUCUCCCCCUGCCCCCCAAAUUACCUGAGCAGCCUGCAAUGGUGGUACCCCACUCAGCCGCAGAGGUGGAGAAAAUGGUUCAUGCUGCCACUCAGGAGAUCUGGGAGAACUACGGCCUUGGGAAAGAGGGAGCAGUGACCCUUGCACAACAGCCAAACCCCAAACCGUCACAAGAGUAUCUGGGUAAAGAGGCCAGCAGCCAGGACCCGGAGGCCCUCUGUGUCCGCAGCUACAGAAAGGCUGUGUAUGACCUGACGUGGGAGAUACUUCAGGAUAUCUAUGCUGAGGACCCCAAUGCCGAUCAGCCUCAGUGGGUCAAACCAAGACGAGUCAAGUCCUCCUCCUUCCACAGAGUAAAAACAACAGGAGACCUCUCCAAGAUCCAGGAACUGAUCUCAACAGAAGUACUGAAACUGUAUGGUCUGACAAAAGAUCACAGCCAGAAGACUGACUGGCAGAAGAUGCUUAAAUUUGGCAGAAAGAAGCGAGACAGAGUUGAUCACAUUCUGGUUCAGGAACUUCACGAGGAGGAAGCCCAGUGGGUCAACUAUGAUGAGGACGAGCUGUUUGUCAAGAUGCAGCUGGCAGACAGCAUAUUCGAUGCUCUGCUGAAGGACACUGCAAACGUGCUGACGCUAAUCUACGACAAGAGGGCCAAAAGAGAAAACACCCUCUCCUGACAGCUUUCCCGCUCAGAUUUUAACUACAACCUCUAGCUCAAUCCCAGUCUUUCUUCACCCCCAGUGAACUCCAGCCAACCUCCCGCCGCUUGGUCUUCCACCAGCUGAUGUGCCAACAGCAACCCUCAGAUGCCUUCAGUCCCAGCAUUACCUCUCAGCUGAACAACUCCUACUUAUCUCUGUGACAAUAAUUUGCUGAAUUUUGCUUCAGCUAACUGUAGUGGUUACAUAAUUUGUUCUACACACAAAAUGCCUCUUGAGCAACCCAGCCUUCUUAAACCUUAACACCACCUAGUCUCAGUUCUCACCUCCUGGACUGGUCCUUUUGUAAAUGCCAGUUGGAGAAUGAGUAGAUGUUUUCAUAGAAUGGACUGAGCCAUUUGUUCGCAUUUAAAGUCCAUCGAUGCUGCUAAGUUGAUCGUUCCAUGGGAGACUGUAAAAUAAAAUCCACCUGGAACAAAAGUAGGUUGUUAUAUUUGUAUUGAAUCUUAAAGUAAAUAUAUAUAUAUAUAUAUAUGGAUUCAAAGAUUAGAGUAGCAGAUAAAGAAUAUACAGUGUAGUCCAUAAGUGAUUUGACAGUGACACAUUAUUGUGUUGGCUUUGUAAUCCAGCUCAUUGACAUUAAACAGUGGCUAUGAAGUUAAACUUUUAGCUGUAAUUUGAGGGUUUUUACAUCCAUAUUAGGUGAUCAGUGAUCAGCUCCCACAUUUAAGUGGUGUAUAAGCAAGCUUUAAGUUAAUAUCAUAAUGCAUUAUUGCAGCAAUCUUCACAUCUUGGUUGUUUCUGAGACUUUUUGCCUGAAGUCUGGUCUUCAGCAAGUACAACAUAUGCUCAGUUGGACGCCAGUCACUGUUUGGCCCUAAAUACUUCUUGUUUGCUUUGGCGUCAUGUCCUGUUGCAUUGGCUCUUAAUUGGGAGACUAUGUUUACAAAAAAGCUGAGAGUCUAACUUUAUAACCAUUGUUGAAUUUCUAACUCAGUGUGCCGGAGGAGAGCUAAAACGGUUUCAGUUCGUCACUGAUCGAAUAUUGUGAGACUAUGCUGCAUUGGAGUGUCACUGAGAUCAGAUAUUGUGUGGGGGAAAAAAAUAUUUGCCUCCAUAAUUAUAUUAUUUAUUGCGUGAAAACGUUUGAUUAGAGGAGUAAGGAACAUUUUGAACUGUAAAUGAUCUUGAGAACAGAUUUUAACAUCUAAUGAAAACUGUACAAAAAGCACAAACAGAAAUGUGAAUGUGAACAUGGCAAUAUAUUAUGUAGGAGGUUUUAAAGAAUGCUAUUGAAACCAGAAAAAGAACAUGGGGAGAAAAAAAACUGUUUUAAUAUUUAAAUGUCGUAGUGUUAAUGAUUAAUUAGAAGUGUUCUGUAUGACUUUUAUCGAGGCCACAGCUGUCCAAGUGGUCGACACAAUCACUGUGUCCCACUUUCAUACUACACAUACACUGUGUCUUUAUGUUAACAGGUUGAAAACAUCUUAAACAACCAGCAAAGAAAAUGCUUCAAAGCUUUUGCGCCCCAUUUAACAAUGUUUAUGAGUUAGCAUUUGGAGACAAACCCAAAAGUAAUUUUAAUAUACAUGCUGGUAUUUUCAUAUUUCAUUUGGUCUUUUUUGUGUGUGUAACACUACAUACUUAAACAAAAAAAAAACAACAGAGUAUAUAGUAUGCAAGUGGGACACAGAAGACUGGCAGUAGGCCUGACUUUAUAUAUUUUAGACUUACAUCAUAGGACAGAACUGAAAUGCUGGAUUUGAGCCUUACUUUUCCUACAGUCCAUUUACUUUCUCUGACCUGAGAAAACACCUGUGGUUGUCUUGUUUCUUCAUCCCCCGCCCUUGCAAAGGAAGCCAGCUGAACAUUUGCCCAAAAACUAUUGAGUCGUGUAGCAGCAUGGUUCUGUGCUCCACUUGCCGCUGUGACAGAUUUGGCUUUACAGCGAUCAGCAAGUUCAAACCAGCCAUCAGAAUGUAGCCUGGCUAUGUAGUCAGACAACAGAGGUAGUCUUUUUCAACAUUCAGUUUAAGUGCCUGUUUAAGUUGGUUUAUAACAAACUUUGUUGAUGUCUCAACAUCCUUUUGGACCUAUUUUCUUUGAAUGUCUCUUUCAACUGCUGUAUACUACGGUUUUGUAAAUGAUCCUUAAAUGGCCGCUCUUCCUUCUCACCGGUUUGCCAAUACUUAAGUUUCUGCCUUAUCAAUCUUUAUGUAUUGAAGCAUAGAUGAGGAAGCAUUUUCUAUGCCUCAAAGGAAAUGUCUAUGCUGACUCACUCUUAAGGUUUCCUGCUUCUUACCCGUGUCACCCCAGCAUCUGUGCAUAUAGACACAGUUGAAUCAUUUUAUUGAUAAACUGUAUCAGGAACUAGAUUGUUGACACUCCACACGCACACACACAGUGUGAGUCAUAGAGGUGAUGAGACUGAGCACGUAGGACUGUGUCCAAGGGCUUGUUUUAGUCCUCACUGUCGGCGCUGCUUUGAUCCAACAAACUGUGUACAGACUCAUUGUGGCAUGAGUGACAGAGCUUGUUAAUCUUUACUGACUGUUUGGAGCUAAAGUGACCUUAAACUGAGACUUUUUUUUUUCUACUGUCAGUGUUUUAGGAGUUGCUAAUGUGUAUGUUCAAAAUGUAAGUUAUAUAAUGUAGAAAAAGACCAAAAACAUUUGACACCAAUCUCUCCAUGCUGUAUGACUUGUAUGUCUGGUCUGUAGGCAUAUGUAACUGUAAUGGUGACAUGAUUCGUACUUUAGAAACUCUUUCUCUCUUUCUGUAAGGCUUUAUCUCAAACCCUGUAGGAUUGUCCUCUUGAUUUGAUUGUAUGUGGGGAGAGUUAAGUUCCCCUCUGUAACUAUGCAGUACUUGGUCUUAUGCAUUGCUCUCCAUGUGUGGACCAAAUAGCUUAGACUUCUGCUGUAGUGUGUAGAUAAAUUAAUCGUCAAGAAGCUUGAAGCUGUUUGGUGUAGGGCAGAGUUGCUUCUAUCUGCUGGUCCGAGGUGGAUAGAGCAACUUUACCUUCUAAUCGAGUUUGAUCUGAAUAACUGAAUUAAAAAGUAGGCACAAAAGAUUUGAUCAUCAAAUUAACCCAGUCAGAGUAGAUUCAUCUUUUUGAAAUGUUUAUGAAUAUUUAUAAUAAUAAUGUGUUAUAAGUGUGUGCCAAGUGCACUUGGAGACUUGUACAAUUCUUUUAAGGUUGUAAAUAUACUGUCUAUCCGAUCUGACCCACUGUUACUGUAACCUGAACGAUUGUUGUAAGAUAAACACUGUUUACUUUGCAAAUAUGUGCAAAAUAUAUAUUUGUUAACUAAAUGAACUUUGAAAUUGUAAAUAAAGCUUUCAUUGUUUCUAAAGCAA